AUUCCUGUAAUGGCUGCUUCCUGGAAGGUAAUGUACGAACUCGUCUCCGACGGAUACUUAGGUUGCACCAGUGUAUUUGUAAAACAGGAGCAAAUUUGGGCCUUGCCGUUCCAAAGUCGUGUCACGUGGAACAUCUUAAUCUCAGCAUCCGGAGCUCCAGGAAGGGAAAAUUUCAAGUCAGAUAGAAUUCUAUAUAUACCAUUUCUUUGGAACCUUCAGCCUCCAGAUUCCAACAUCAUGACCUCAGUUUCAACACAGUUGUCCUUAGUCCUCAUGUCACUGCUUUUGGUGCUGCCUGUUGUGGAAGCAGUAGAAGCCGGUGAUGCAAUCGCCCUUUUGUUAGGUGUGGUUCUCAGCAUUACAGGCAUUUGUGCCUGCUUGGGGGUAUAUGCACGAAAAAGAAAUGGACAAAUGUGACUUUGAAAGGCCUACUGAGUCAAACCUCACCUUGAAAACCUUUGUGCUAUAGAGGCUAAACCUGAGCUCUGGUGUGUGAAAGGUUCCAAGAAUCAGUAAAUAAGGGAGUUUCACAUUUUUCAUUGUUUCCAUGAAAUGGGAACAAACAUACAUUUAUAAAUGGAAAAAAAAAAAUGUUUUCUUUCCAACAAAUAAUGCACAGAAAAAUGCAGCCUAUAGUUUGCUAGUUAGAAAGGAGGUCAAAGAAGUAAAAUGACUGAAAUUUACAUAAGUAAUAUUUCAUAAUCUUAGAAUUCUCUCAAAGCAUGUGAAAUAGGAAGAAGGAAGUUCUUGCCCAGAAUCUUAGGAAAUCACCACUGUUUGGUUAUAAUCACUGCCUCCUGAAUCGUUGAGGAGACUUUUCUCCUUUUUUUUAUUAGAUUUUUUUUUUGUUGUCUCCCAAGUUAAUAUUAUAUUUAGAUAUCAGAGAGUCAGCCAAAAAGGAAAACUUUUAUCUCUGGGGGAAAAAACAUUUAGAAAAGUGUAUUCAGUGUAUCUAAUACUGAAAUGCAGAAAAAAUCUAAUGUAAAAAAAAAAAAAAAAAAAAACUAUAGACAUUGACAUGGAAGAGAUUUAAUGUUUUGAAAAAAAACUUGAUAUUAACCGAGUAACAUCCUCCUGAUGAGAAGUACUAUAUUAAAUAUAAACCCAUUAUGUUAUAA
This is a messenger RNA of Chlorocebus sabaeus (green monkey), 1118 nucleotides long. It is a transcript of the gene SMIM30, whose product is annotated as small integral membrane protein 30. The record is from RefSeq and is a predicted model, not a curated record. Lineage: Eukaryota; Metazoa; Chordata; Mammalia; Primates; Cercopithecidae.